Molecule: messenger RNA, 1515 nt
Organism: Parathielavia appendiculata
Lineage: Eukaryota; Fungi; Ascomycota; Sordariomycetes; Sordariales; Chaetomiaceae
Product: Zinc/iron permease
Exons: 2
Coding region: 1-1515 (504 amino acids)
Biological process (GO): zinc ion transmembrane transport
Cellular component (GO): fungal-type vacuole membrane
Molecular function (GO): zinc ion transmembrane transporter activity
Source: RefSeq, a predicted model, not a curated record
AUGGAUAACGACGCGCGGGGUUGGAUCAUGUGCGGCUUCAGCGGCCUCGCAUGUAUCCUCGGCGCCACAGUGGUUUGUGUGGACAUCCCCAUCCGCCUUCUACCUGGCAAGCGUAACUUUCGCAUCCAGGAGAGCAACUCGUUUCUUGCCUCCUCCCUUAGCUUGAGCUUCGGCGUCAUGUUGUUUUCGGCCCUCUACAGCAUGUUGCCGUCGGCUAUGCGCUAUCUGGCCAAGGACGGGUGGGAUGAGCACACUGCCGGCUUCCUGAUGAUGGGCUGCUUUGUUGGCGGCUUCUUUGGCAUCCAGAUUAUCUCGCGCGUUUUGCAUCAGUACAUGCCCUCGCAUGUCGUCGACUGUGAUCAUACCCAUGACAACAUCCAUGAUGACGAACAGGGCCACCCCGACGGCCAUGGUCCAUCGUGGGCCAGCAAGGGCAGCCGUUCUCGGUCGAGGACUGCUUCACCCCCGGCCGUCGUCGACCGCCCGCAUAUGGUCGAGCUACAGAACAGCAUCACCGAAUCCACGCCCCUGAUUUCCACAGAAGUCCCGCGGAACGGCCACGUACAUACCGAACUAUACUCUGGCGACCGCGAGCCAGCAGCCGAGGCCGUCACUCACUUCCACGGCAGUCAACGUCGAGCUUCCGCCCCGGCCAGGCGACCUUCGGCGCACGUUAGGAGCAGGGUCUUGUCCUUUUUCAAAGACACCAAGGCGAACUGUGACGAGGACGGGCCCUGCUACGGCUACACCGACCCCUGCGGGCAAGAGUGCUUCAAGCACCUCGGCUCCCGCUCUGCCAUUUCGCGAGCCGCCACCGCGCGCAUUCUGAAUGGCUCAGUACCGACGCCCCCAACCGACGGCUGCGAAGAAUCAUGCGACGGCCCCAUCUUGCCUUCGCGAUAUGGCAUCAUGCGCACCCACUCCCACGAUCACGACGAACACUCCCGCCACCACGGGCACGCUCACACUCAUGCCCACGACAGCGACUCCGAGUGCGCCGAAGACUGCGAAGCCCAACACCAUCACCACGUGCCCACCAACGCCUUCCUCUCGAUCGGGCUGCAAACCGUCAUUGCGAUAGCCCUGCACAAGUUCCCCGAGGGCUUCAUCACGUACGCGACAAACCAUGCCAACCCCUUGCUGGGGUUCAACGUCUUCAUGGCGCUCUUUGUGCACAACAUCGCCGAGGGCUUCGCCAUGGCCCUGCCGCUCUACAUGGCGCUCGGCAGCCGCGUCAAGGCCAUCCUCUGGUCCUCGCUGCUCGGCGGGCUCAGCCAGCCGCUCGGCGCCGCCGUCGCCGUCGCCUGGUUCAAGCUGGCCCGGCGGUCCAACGUCGUCAUCGACAGCACCGCGUACGCGUGCCUCUUCGCCGUCACUGCGGGUAUCAUGGUCAGCGUGGCGCUGCAGCUGUUUGUCGAGAGUUUGAGUCUGAACCACAACAGGAACCUGAGCAUUUUUUUUGCGUUUUUGGGAAUGACACUGCUGGGGAUCAGCAAUGCGCUUGUCAGUCAUUGA